This is a messenger RNA of Dendroctonus ponderosae (mountain pine beetle), 5580 nucleotides long. RefSeq names its product adhesion G protein-coupled receptor A3. The record is from RefSeq and is a predicted model, not a curated record. The transcript has 18 exons. NCBI's taxonomy places the organism in Eukaryota, Metazoa, Arthropoda, Insecta, Coleoptera, Curculionidae. Gene Ontology annotation, cellular component: plasma membrane. Bases 252 to 4646 code for a protein of 1464 amino acids. Gene Ontology annotation, biological process: G protein-coupled receptor signaling pathway; cell surface receptor signaling pathway. Gene Ontology annotation, molecular function: G protein-coupled receptor activity; protein binding.
CUUGUCAGUGUCAGUAUGUCAUUAACUUUUCGUGUAUAAUGGUGGAGAUGGCAAAUCUGUUGUCAAACAUUGAUAUUUAUAAGAGAAAAUUGCUUUAAACAUGUUUAUAAUAAACAAAUAGCUUCAGUUCUGAUUGAAACUUGCCAUAUUUAACUAUGUCUGUGUGGUGAAAUGAUUCCCCGCCUGAGCCAUACGAGACUGAAAGCCACAUGGUGUAGAUAGUGAAGACAGUUUAUCCAGAUUCAGAUAAUAUGAAGCCGAGGCUUUUGAGCCAUGUGAUUUUAUUUGUGCAACUGUAUAUUUCAAUAUGGGCACAAGAGAGCUGCUCCAGCAAGUGCGUGUGCAAAGCAAACAUCCAAAAAGAUAGUGGAAACUUCGUAAAAAUUACAUGUGGGGAGACCGAGAAAAUAACUCAUCUAGAUGAGCUGGAGCUGCUUAAUAUAGCUAAUGAAUUGGUGCAAUUGAAUCUCUCAAAUAACAACCUGCAGACAUUCUCGCCAAAGGUUGAACUAAUAGCCCUUCAAAAGUUGAAUCUCAGUGGUAACCAAAUCACUCAGCUAGAAGAACACCAAUUUAAAGAAGUACCAAAGCUGAAGCGACUGGAUCUGUCGGCCAACAGAAUCAAGCAUGUGGAUGUAAAGGCAUUUCUGAACCUCAAGGAUCUAGAAAAGCUGAAAUUAAACAACAAUGAAAUAUCGACGAUUACUUUAGGCACUUUGGAUGCCAUGCCCAAUCUGAGACAACUUGAUAUAUCAAACAACCCUCUGCAAUGCGAUUGUGGGCUGCUUUGGAUCCUGGAUUAUGCAUCGAAGCAUUCAAUAAAGUUAAUGUCGAACCCCAAAUGCAGCAGUUCUACAUUCAAAGGCAUUCCACUUAGGAAGCUGAAAGUUGGGGUCGAUAUUCAUUGCAGAUCAGCAUCGCACAACAGUUUGUUGCCUUUUUUGGAUUUGCAACCGGCUAAUAAUCAGGUUGUAUUCGAGGGCGAUGCCCUUAAGCUGCACUGCAAAGCCCCCAGCAUAACUGACAGCACAAACGACUCCAGGCUUGACUGGUUGUGGCUAGACUCCAAUCCAAAGGACCAUUUUAGUGAUAUUUCCAUUAUAAAUGAUUUCCUUCCCAAUGCGGGCAUUAUUGAUAGUGUUUUGUACUUAAAGAAGUUAUCCAGAUCGCAUACCGGGCUUUGGUCGUGCCUGUUCUCCUCCACCCAAGGAAACCAUUCCAAAAGUACAGCAAUUCUUGUGAUCUCUGAUGACACAAAAUACUGUCCAAUGACUACAACAAAAGGCAACAAAGGAACUUACAUUUGGCCUAGAACCAUUGUAAAUUGCACUGUCAGCAUACCGUGCAAGUUCUUAAACGAUUACUAUGAUUCUUCCUACCAAACAGUAUCGCAUUACUGCUCAUCGAAUGGAACUUGGCAGAGAUUGAAUUCGUCGCGUUGCUCAUAUAUUUCGGACACUACAAGAAUAUUGGAAGGAUUUUCAAAAGUGCAUAACAGCAUACUGGAAAGUGCGCGCCAUUUGAAGGAAUACACCACCAAUAUCAGCAUUUUCAAAGAUGUGAUGGAUCUGGUUUACACAGUGAAGACCAUUGAAAGCUAUGCCAGUUCGCAACCCAGUGAACCUCUGAGUAACAUUUUAAUGGAUGUUGUGAACAACUUGAUCAAUCUGCCGUGGUAUUAUUUGAAGAAAAGCGACGCAGAGCACAAAAGUUGCUCGAAGCUGGUCGAUUUUAUUGAAAGUUUGGCUUUAGCCAAUCCGAAUGUUCUGUUUCAAAGAGAGAGUUUUAUCGUACAAGCCUUUCCUCUGGAUAAAGGAAGCUUCUCUGGCCUGAAGUGUUCAUGGUUUCGAAGCGAAGUUAAUCCUUUCGAUUCGAUAUUUUCAUGCAACAGCAAUAACAACAUACCAGACUCUACAGCUUUUCAAGGGCGGAACAUUGAAACCUCGAUUAUAAUUCCCGAUAGUAUUUUCAACCAGACAAAAUCUCAGGCUGAUGCAGAUGCGAAAGAUUCUAGUGUGGUGGUGUCAAUACAUAGUUCUAGUAACUUUUUCCCAAUUGAUGCUACACGAGAAGGGAAUGAACUUGUGUCUUCAGCGGUGAUAGGAGUGAAAAUCGUGGGGUCUUAUCAAAUCGAGCCUUCACACCCGGUAAUAGUAACCAUUCGGGCACCGCAUUCAACGUCUUAUGAAGUGGCGCCUUUUACGCCCGUAUAUUGGGAUCAAGCCGCGGGAAAUUGGUCUGCUGAUGAGUGCCAAUUUGGGCAUCACUGGCAGGAUUACAUGGUAUUUUCCUGCAGAAAACUCGGCUAUUAUGGACUAAUGCAAGAAGUCGCCUACUCCAAUAGUACUGAAACAUAUCCAGGCGUCUUUCGAUUGUCGCAUCCAGCCAUCUACGUGGGAAACGCGCUUUUAUUCGUCUCACUGCUCACGGCGAUUUUAUCCUACAUUUUGGGAUUUGUCUCGAUACAGAUGCCGAAGAAGGCAAAGCACUGCCUGAUCAACACUUGGGCAGCAAUCGCUUUGUUGUGCUUUAUCUACUCUUUCGGCAUCUAUCAGACGCAAGAUCAGAAGCUGUGCCAGAUCAUCGGCUUGAUUUUGCACUACUUAUCGCUCUCCUCUUUGCUUUGGAUGUGCGCUGCUGUGAACACCAUGCAUAAAAGGCUGAGCAAGAAUGGCGAAUCAAUUUUACAAGAUGACGAUCUACCAAGCGAGCAGCCAAUUAAAAAGCCUGUAAUGGGGCUGUAUCUGGUGGGAUGGGGCGUAGCCCUAAUUGUUUGCGGCCUAUCGGCUGCUAUUAAUGUCCGAGAGUAUGCCUCACAUUCUCAUUGCUUUCUCCGCACUGGCCCAGCUUUGAGCGCUCUGUACCUGCCCUUUAUGAUCUUGUGCAUUUUCCUAAUCGUGUUCUUUUUGUUGAUUCGAUGCGCCAUCAGUAAUUUGGAUUUAUCGCACGGAGGGCACUUGAGUGAAGGCACGCAAGCCACUGAGCAUGUGGACUUGGAUCUUCUCGAACCAAACUUUCCUCAGCAGGACAACAGAAGCCUAAGAAGUUAUUCUUCGAAGACAGCGUCUAGCGAAACUGAAGACAACGAGCGUUCGCCUCUAGCUCAGCUUAAAGCCCAUGUUAUUUUUGUUUUUCUGUAUAUGUGUACGUGGUUGAGCGGGGCGUUUGCCACUGUUCCCCCAAUGGGCCUAGUUGCUUACGAAGCUGAGCUGUUUAGUGGAGCCUUUGUAAUAUGCGCCACGACCUUAAGUGCAUUUACUCUGUUUUUUUAUUGCGUGGCUAGAAACGAUGUCAGAACCCAGUGGAUGUCGAUGUUUAGAUGGGUGCGCCGCAAGCGCUUGAUCCGCUCUAGAAUCGUCUCCGAUACACCACCUAGAGUUCAAAUACAAUCCCUACCGCUUCCUCCUAUUUCAAACAGCGACGCCCAAGCGAUGUCUCGAUCGUCAAGUCGCAGUUCUGCACGCACCAAAUCGCAUUCACACAAAGCUGAAGUGGCCGCUGAAGGCUCUAUUAGUGAUCGGCCUUCUUUAGUCGGCAUCGGAUCGAAGAUAAACAAUGUAAAUUUAAUUGUUUUGCAUCGCGCUCAAUACCGCGCCAAUGUGGUGCCGCAUAUUAUUGAAAACCCGACAAGUGCUGCCGAAGUGUUUUACAAUCCGCAUCAGAGCACGGUUGCGCGGAAGUUCUUCAGGAGGCAGCGAAGAAACAUGAUGAAGCGCAAUAAUCUUCAACCCAAACCGCCCAGGGAUGUAAACAGCGACGCCACGUCGGUAUUUUCUGAACCGCGACUCCCAAAGAACAAAAACACUGAACAGAAUAUGUUUGGAACCAACUCAAAGGUCAAUAACACCAAUAUCCAUGUGGAACAUAUCCGCAAGUUCCAAAGGAAGAAUCCGAAUAUAUUUUCGGACAGCGCCGACGAGUUUGAGUGCCUAAGUGAUGUUCCAGUGGAGAAAAUUGUUAUCAAUGCGGAGCGACUCAGGAAAAAAGAAAUGUCGAGGAAUAAAACGCGCAAGAAGUCCAACGUGCCUCAAGAAAACAUCAGCCCCGCUCAGAUGCGCACAGUGUCUCAGCAGUGUACUUUGGACUAUAGUUCGGAAAAUCCACUGUCGGACUCUAUUCUGGAUAAGGGCGAUCUCACAUCGCCGUUAUCGCCUACGCGGGCUUUACCAAGCUCGAUGAAACAUGUUAGAAACGUCUUACAUGAAGACAUACAACAUUCGGACGUCACCGGCGCAACAGUUUCCUUCAACGUUCGGAGGCCCAACAGUCCUAUGGAAGAAUCUCAUCAAUAUGUGGAAAUAGGCGAAUUGAGGAGCAGUGAAUCUACGAUUCGAGGAGGGAGGUUUGGCAUCGGCGACAAAAACAGCCCACUUGCACGGCUGCGGUCUCCUUCAAAUUUCUCGCGCGCCAGUAGUGCAUCAGCUACAGAUAUAGACGAACUUUAUCAGCAGAUACGAAGAGGACCUUUACCGGGGAGGAUGCGGCCAGGCCAGCACUUCUCUGUGGAAUUUUCGCGUCCUCAAAGGGCCUAUUCCAGUCCGUUUUUAUCGGACUCGGAAGUAACCGGGUGUACGGAUGAUCGUCAUCGUCCACAGAGCAAGUACCAAGAAGACGUAAGUUCAAUUGAUAUCGAAACAACUGUUUAAUGUAGACAGUUUUAGUUUAAUUUGAUUGCUGUCGUCAGACACUUAUUUCUUAGGGUCCUAAAUGCGAAUAUUUCAGUUCAUUGGUUUAUUUGUACUAACUGUAAGAACUAUUAAUAAUUCGUAACAAUCAAUGAUAUUAUGCAGUGUUGCGCUUAAGUGACAAAUUAAAGCUAGUGCAGUGCUAAUUUUGCUCUCUGGUCGGUAUCUAUCGGCAGCUGGUAGGUAACAAGGGUUUUCCGCCGAAGGAAAAAGCCUCUAGCAGCUGUUUUGACUAAUGUAAGAAUGCUCAAGCAAGUGUGCAAUUUCCUGUGUGCAUGAUUAUUCUACCUUGUGAUUUUUAGUUUGUAUUUUUAUUUUUGCGCGCAACGCAGCAUUUCACUUUUAUUAUUGCCAGUCUCAUAGUUAAGGUCUAUUCUGUCUGGAAACUUGAGUAUUUAUAUACGAAAAUCUGUGAUAUCAACGAAACUAUUAGGUAUAAUUUUGUCGGUUUGGGGAGUGCUGAUAAAGUCAGAUCUGAGCCGUUUAGUUAGAUUUUGAAGCCCUGUAUCUUGCCAUGUUUGGAAAUCGGACAAUUAUUUGCAGUGUUUUAUUUGAUUGAGCAUUUGGGCCCAUAUUUUUCUGGUGAUUUCUUGCGAAGCGGUUUUAACAUUUCUGUGUAGUUAGUUCGGCAAAUGGUCUACAAAUCUCGGAACUAUCCGGGUAUUGAUAAUAAUGGUUCUGUUGAUAAUAUUCAUGAGGUUCCACUGUUAAUGUGGUCCCCUUUUUCUCUUUAUCGAAACUGCGGUUUUCUUAAUUUUUCCAAUAUUUAUUAUACUAUUUUGGUGCCGAACUUUUUUAACUGACUUUGUCGCAGCUCCCAUUGUCAAUGAAUAUGUACUCGUAACAGCACUAUAAAUUUACUCCUAUACAAGAUUUUGAUACGGGAUUUUGUCGU